Messenger RNA from Octopus sinensis (East Asian common octopus), 411 nucleotides. RefSeq lists its product as uncharacterized. The transcript is spliced from 2 exons. Lineage: Eukaryota; Metazoa; Mollusca; Cephalopoda; Octopoda; Octopodidae. Bases 44 to 355 code for a protein of 103 amino acids. The record is from RefSeq and is a predicted model, not a curated record.
UAUAUAUCUGUAUGUAUCUGUAUAUAUGUGUAUAUAAAGACCAAUGGUUGCCCUUUUUUACAGCAUGAUGAUUAGUCGCAGUACCAGCAGCAUUUUGAAGUUGACCUCCCCAGAGGUCAAAGAACAGAUGUAUGGAUCCUUCCGGACAAAAUUGUACGAAGCCAAUCAAGAAGCUAACGACUGCCUGGAUUACUUAAACCGGAUCAGAAGAAUGAUCCGUUCUUCAGAUAUAUUUACAGUUACAUUGGUCAUAGUCCUUCUGCUACCCUUAUCUAUGAUAUUUGUUGGUGAGUACAAGACGCCUUUUACUAUUCUACUUCUCUCUUACUCUUUACUGGUUCAGUUUUCGGAUUGAACCGAUUUCAGUCGAUCGUAUCAACCUCACCAGAAUUUAUUCUAGUCCAGCAUUUA